This is a messenger RNA of Penicillium brevicompactum, 1497 nucleotides long. RefSeq lists its product as uncharacterized. Lineage: Eukaryota; Fungi; Ascomycota; Eurotiomycetes; Eurotiales; Aspergillaceae. The record is from RefSeq and is a predicted model, not a curated record. The transcript has 3 exons. The coding region runs from base 1 to 1497 and encodes 498 amino acids.
AUGGGAGUUCUCAAACAGACCAUCCUAGCAGCUCUAGCAACAUCAUCUAUCAGUCAAGGAACAUACCGAUCUCGUCCAGACCUUGCACCACCCCAGCUCAACAUCACCGUCCCUUCCCAAAACGGCAAUAGCUCCGAGUAUGUCUUCAUUGCUCCAUACUCAAGUAGCGGUGGUCUUUCACGGCCUGGUCCGUACAUCUACCGCAAAGACGGUGACCUAGUAUGGGCUGGCACAGGAUACUAUGCUGGAUUCGUCGGCAAUUUCCAUCCCACGACGUACAAGGGAAAGCCUGUUCUACAGGGCUUCCAGGGAAGCAUGGAUGGCUCUCACGGAGAGGGGUUCGGACAGCAUUUAUUGCUUGAUCAGAGUUAUGAGCAUGUUGUCUCUUCCAAAGCGGCGAAUCAUCGGAUUUCAUCGAUCCAUGAGUUUAACGUGAUUGAUGGAAAGACGGCUUUGAUUGAGAUCUUUGAUAUCGUUCCCACGAACUUGUCGGCUUGGGGUGGUAAUUAUUCUCAGCAGUGGCUGGGGAAUGGGAUUUUCCAAGAAACUGAUAUCGCCACGGGCAACCUCGUCUUUGAAUGGAACGGCCUUGAUCAUGUUGAUCCCUCUGAAAGUCUUGUAUCGCUCGGCUCAUCGAAAUCUAACAGUGGACUGUCUUUUGCACAAGCAUGGGACUGGCUGCACAUCAACAGUGUCGACAAGAAUGAGGAAGGCGACUACCUACUUUCUUCUCGGCACACUAGCACAAUUUUCAAGAUCAACGGCACAGACGGUUCAAUCAUCUGGCGACUAGGCGGCAAAAAGCCAAGCUUCAAACAAAGUGGGAAUUGGACAUUUGGUUUCCAGCACCAUGCUCGCUGGCAUCCGGAACUGAGCCAGCCGGGAACUGAAGUGAUCUCAUUCUUUGACAAUUCCGGCAACGGAGAAAUCACAUUCAACAAUGUCUCCCGGGCCUUAAUUGUGCAACUCAACCACACAGACCAUACUGCGACUACUCUCCGCACAGCGACAGCUCCCUAUGACCUUCAGGCAGAGUCUCAGGGCAAUGCACAGUUGCUAUCUCAUGGCAGAAUCUUUGUGAACUGGGGCUCAGCCGGUGCUAUUACAGAAUUCAAUGCUGAUAAUGAGGUGAUCUAUCACGCUUUCAUCGAAUCUUCCGUGAGCUAUCGCGGCUUUUUGGGAAACUGGACGGGUAUACCAACUGAGACCCCGGCGCUGGUUGCUUUGAAGUCUUCUAGCAAUUUGGUUGAGCUCCACGUAUCCUGGAACGGUGAUACUGAGACCAAGGCUUGGAGGUUCUUGUAUGUGAACGGAGGAAAGAAGACGCGAGUCGGGCAAGUUGACCGUCACUCAUUUGAAACCGUUUUCACUUGGAAGCCAAACGUUGCUUUGGCUAGCUCUGCUCGUUUUGUCGCCCAGGCUAUUAAUGAGCGCGGUGAGACUAUCGCUCAAACGCGGUUGACUACUACCACUGCCAAUAUUGACUUGGUGGUGUGA